This is a messenger RNA of Phytophthora nicotianae INRA-310, 171 nucleotides long. RefSeq lists its product as hypothetical. The record is from RefSeq and is a predicted model, not a curated record. Bases 1 to 171 code for a protein of 56 amino acids. The transcript has a single exon. Lineage: Eukaryota; Oomycota; Peronosporomycetes; Peronosporales; Peronosporaceae.
AUGGAGCCGAGCAUCAAUUCCUACGACAUUUCCUGGGACGACAGCAUCACAUUAGACAUUAAUGGCGCUUGUUUGGAAGACGACAUGUUUUUGAAUGGCUCUGAAUUGGAGGACGGUCUCUUUGAGGAGGUCUUUGGCAGUGAUGACAGUGGUGGGGGCGACAAUCAAUGA